Amaranthus tricolor (Joseph's coat) is the source of this 4337-nucleotide messenger RNA. RefSeq lists its product as uncharacterized. The transcript has 27 exons. Gene Ontology annotation, molecular function: protein binding; ATP binding; ATP hydrolysis activity. The record is from RefSeq and is a predicted model, not a curated record. Bases 170 to 3859 code for a protein of 1229 amino acids. NCBI's taxonomy places the organism in Eukaryota, Viridiplantae, Streptophyta, Magnoliopsida, Caryophyllales, Amaranthaceae. Gene Ontology annotation, cellular component: mitochondrial outer membrane.
GAAAAAUAACUAUAAUUAUAAUUAUAAAAAUAAGAAAAGGUGUUCACCUAGAAAUAACGCAGAACAACCUCUUCAACUGAUCAUCUUCAUCAUCUCCAAUUUCUCUCUCCUCUUUCAACUUUUUUAGAUCAGAUAAACUUUUUUCUUUUGUUAAUUUCAACAAUCAAUCAUGGUGGAAACUCGUCGAAGUUCUUCUUCAUCCAAACGUCCUCUUGAUUCUUCUUUACCUUCUUCAUCUAAACGUCCAAAGGAAUCGGAGGAAUCUUCAUCUACAGAUGAUAAGUCUGUUUCUCAUCAACCUGUUGAAGGAUUGGAAACUAAUCAUGAAGUUGGAUCUGGUGAUCUUCCUCCUACGGAAUCUAUUAUUCCACCAGAUUUGAAUUAUUCUGAUAAAUCUACACCUGAAGAGGUUGAAGUCAAAGAGGAUACAGUGGUAGAUGAGAAAGAAAACAAGUCAGCCGUCAAGCGUCUGCGACCUAAAAAGAAUAUUCGAACCGAGUCCCCUACAUGGGGGCAGCUCAUUUCUCAAUUCUCCCAGAAUCAGCAUGUGGAUCUUCGUGGCUCCCCAUUUACUGUUGGGCAUGGCCGUCAAUGCAAUCUCUGCUUAAAUGAUGCAUCUAUUAGUAAAGUACUGUGCAAAUUACUGCCCACAGAGCGAGGGGAUUCGUCUAUCGUCAAACUAGAAAUUACAGGUGGAAAAGGUGCUGUGCAAAUAAAUGGCAAGUAUCAUUACAAGAGCUCCUCUCCACUGACUCUAACUGCUGGUGAUGAAUUGAUUUUUGGUUCUGCUGGGAAGAAUGCUUAUAUUCUCCACCAACUUUCAAAGGACACUUUGACUACUCCUGGUUUGCCAACUUCACUGGCUAUAUUAGAAGCUCAGAGUGCCCCAACCACAGGGAAAGACAUGAAAUCAAGAGGAAGGGAUUCACCCUCAUCUACUGUUGCUGGAGCAUCAAUACUAGCUUCUUUGUCAACCUACAACAAACGUUUAUCACGUUUGCCUCCUUCAAAAGGCAACGAGGAGGACUCAAAUAUGGGUUCACUCUCUGGGGCAUCAGAUAAUGGUAUAUGUGAUGUUUACAUGAAUGAUAGCAUGGAUUUCGAGGAACUUAAUGAUGCUUCUUUGAAUCCAAAGGAAGCGGGUCCUGCAUCUGAUGAACAUUUGAAUGUUGAUGAUCUGACAACGGCUACUGCCUUGGAUACUGAAGAAGCUGCGAUCCCCGGCACAAAAAAUAAUGAACUCAGGCCUCUCUUGCAGUUGCUUGCAAGGACAACUGCAUCUGAUUUUGAUUUUAGUGGCAGCCUCUCAAAAUUGUUGGAAGAGCAAAGGCAACUAAGGGAGUUACUUAAGGAUCUUGAGCGCCCUACUAUUGCAUCAACCAGACGCCAAACCUAUAAAGAAGCUUUACGCAGGACCAUUCUUUUGCCCACGGAUAUAGAUGUGUCCUUGGAGAAUUUCCCUUAUUAUUUAAGUGAAACUACCAAAAAUGUCUUGGUUGCUGCUGUAUACAUACCCUUAAUGUGUAGCAAAAUGGUGAAGUAUGCAACCGAGCUCCCUACGGUGUGCCCCAAGAUACUCUUAAUUGGACCUGCAGGUUCAGAGAUAUAUCAGGAAACUUUGGCAAAGGCUCUGGCCAAGCACUUUAGUGCUAGACUUCUUGUAGUUGAUAGUCUUCUUUUUCCUGGGGGAUCGACUGUAAAAGAAGCUGACACUUCCAAAGAACAUUCUAGACCUGAGAAAGUUAGCAUUUAUGCAAAACGAUCAUCAGUUGUCGCUUCUUUACGAUACAAGAAACAAGCCUCAAGUGUUGAGGGGGACAUGAAUACUGGAUCCGCUUUUGCAACCCAGCGCCUCCCAAAGCAAGAAGCAUCUACUGCAUCCUCUAAAAAAUACACCUUUAAAGAAGGUGAUAGAGUAAAAUAUGUAGGCCCAGUAGCUUCUACAGCUCCACCUGUAUCACCUUUGAGGGGGCCGGCAUAUGGAAAUCGAGGGAAGGUUGUCCUUGUCUAUAAGGGAAAUGAGUCAUCUAAGAUUGGGGUUAGAUUUGACGAUACCGUUCCCGAAGGAAACAAUCUUGGAGGCCGUUGUGAAAAUGGUCAUGGUUUUUUUUGUGCAGCUGACGUGUUGUGCUUGGAAAGUUCGGGUGGUGAUGAUGCGGAUAGACUUGCAGUGAAUGAAAUUUUGGAGGUUGUGAAAGAUGAAUGUAAAAAUGGCCCUAUGAUUUUGUUUAUGAAAGAUAUGGAGAAAAGCAUGGCAGGGAAUCCUGAGGCUUAUACAGAGUUAAAAAGCAAGCUUGAAAAUAUGCCUGAUAAUUUAGUUGUGGUUGCCUCCCACACUCAAGCAGACAGCCGCAAAGAGAAGUCUCAUCCAGGCAGUUUGCUGUUUACAAAAUUUGGCAGCAAUCAUACAGCUUUGCUUGAUCUUGCUUUUCCGGAUAGUUUUGGCCGGUUAAGUGAUAGAAAUAACAAGGACACAUCAAAGGCAAUGAAGCAUCUUACUCGCAUAUUCACAAAUAGAAUUACCAUACAAAUGCCUCAGGAUGAGAAUCUGCUGUUAGAUUGGAAGCAGAAGCUGGAACGUGACAUGGAAACUCUAAAAGCACAGUCGAAUAGUGUUAGCAUUCAAUCUGUGUUGAGCCGCAUUGGAAUCGAGUGCCAUGACAUUGAGACCUUAUCUAUUAAGGAUCAAGCUCUUUCAAGUGAAAGUGUGGAGAAAGUAAUUGGCUGGGCUUUAGCUCAUCACUUCAUGCAUUGUGCUGAAGCUUCAAUAAAUGACUCAAAAGUUGUUAUUUCUAGCGAAAGCAUCAGGCAUGGACUUGGUAUUUUGCACGGUGUCCAAAAUGAAAACAAGAGUACUAAGAAGUCCUUGAAGGAUGUUGUUACUGAGAAUGAAUUUGAAAAGAAGCUCCUAGCGGAUGUCAUUCCGGCUAAUGAAAUUGGAGUAACUUUUGACGACAUUGGCGCCUUGGAAAAUGUUAAAGAUACACUAAAGGAACUAGUGAUGUUACCACUUCAAAGGCCAGAGUUAUUUUCGAAAGGACAAUUAACAAAGCCUUGCAAGGGAAUACUGCUUUUUGGCCCCCCUGGUACUGGAAAAACAAUGCUUGCAAAAGCAGUUGCAACAGAAGCUGGUGCAAAUUUCAUAAAUAUAUCAAUGUCGAGCAUUACAUCGAAGUGGUUCGGUGAAGGAGAAAAAUAUGUGAAAGCUGUUUUUUCACUGGCUAGUAAAAUUUCUCCCAGUGUCAUUUUUGUUGAUGAGGUUGACAGUAUGUUAGGAAGACGUGAAAAUCCUGGGGAGCAUGAAGCUAUGAGGAAGAUGAAAAACGAGUUCAUGGUGAAUUGGGAUGGUUUGCGUACAAAAGAUAAAGAACGUGUUUUGGUGCUCGCUGCAACAAAUAGGCCUUUUGACCUGGAUGAAGCUGUUAUCAGGAGGCUACCUCGGAGAUUGAUGGUCGGCUUGCCAGAUGCACCUUGUAGGCAGAAAAUUUUGGGUGUAAUUUUGGCCAAAGAAGAGUUGGCACCUGAUGUUGAUCUGGCUGUGGUGGCUAAUAUGACCGAUGGAUACUCUGGAAGUGACUUGAAGAAUCUUUGUGUAACUGCAGCCUAUUGUCCCAUCCGAGAAAUAUUAGGAAAGGAGAAAAAGGAAAAAGCUUUGGCUUCAACUGGGAACAUAUCGCCUUCCUUAUAUAGUGGCGAUGAUGUUCGUCCUUUGAACAUGAGUGAUUUUAAAUAUGCACAGGAACAGGUGUGUGCAAGCUUUUCGGCAGAGUCCACUAAUAUGAGUGAGCUGCAGCAAUGGAAUGAACUUUAUGGUGAAGGUGGAUCGAGGAAGAAAAACUCCCUCAGCUAUUUCAUGUAGAUGAGUAUUUAUUUUUGUGUAGUAAGAUCGUGAAUAGUCAAGCAGCCGCUCGAAUUUUCCCAUCAUUUUCCUUGACCAACUGAGACCAACAUGCUGGUGACUUCCAUUCGUAACGUCCCUGCGCAAACGCAGUUGUGCAUCUUCUAUGUAUCAUAUUUAGCCAGAUCCCCCCCUCCCUUCCCUCCUCUCCGUUUCGACCCAAAUGUAUAGUGAUCUCAAUUUAUAGGUCGCGUUUUUAUCAUUCUCAGCAACUUUUAAUUUUGGCAUAAACGGCCUGCCUCACCUAUUUGCUGUAUAUACUAUCUGAUUCCUGAGUAUAUUUAUUUAUUAAUAAGCAAACAUGGUAUUUUAUCUGUACAGUAACAUUAUUUAACUAAUUCUAUACCUUGAUAUGUUAGUGUUGCUGUGUGGUAUUAUGCUUCUGUGUCACAUUUAACUUGAAGUAUGUAAAUGUAAAUUAUUAUGUUUUUUGGGAUUC